AUGCAAGUGAACACACCCUUCCUCUUCCUUGUACUGCUCACCCUGGCCUGUGGGGUCCACUCCGUGCCCAGGCCUGGGCUGUUCUCGGUGCUGGCCGACCGUGAACUGUGGGUGUUUGAAGACCCCACCUCGCUGGUGACCUUCUCGCCCAGCGCAGUGGUGGGCGAUCUUCCGCUUCAUCAUGAGAGGAUUGUCUCCGCGGUGGCCAGUUCCAAGCCUGGUGGCAACUUCGUGGUGGUCGGUUCGCAGACCGUCGCAGUGCAAAGGCAAGCGCACCGCCCCUUCGAGCUUGCCUUCAACUUUCACCCGGAGAUCACCCUUUAUGACGCCACCAACGUUCCCACCACCGGUGUCUUCGUGGCGGUCGGUGUCAACAGGUCGGCAAGUGGGUCUAAGGAAGAGAUUAUGUUUUUUCGCUCCGAAGAUGGUGGUUUCAGUUGGACCUCCUCAUCCUCCUGGCCCAGUCAGAGCUACACCAAUGCCUCCAGCGGCUUCUCCUUCUCCCCUUCUGGCGACUUCGGCCUCUGCAUGUUGGGUGACCACAUGUUCCGUACCGUGGAUGGGGGACGCUCAUGGGUGAAAACCGCCUGGAAUGAUGGAAGGGGUCAGGCGGUGUCGGUGGCGGUCCUUGACCCGUCUCUCGCGGUGGUCACCAUCGACUCACGGUAUGGUGGGGGCAUGGUGCUCAUCUCCACCGACGCUGGGGCCACCUGGCAGCCGCUCCUGGAGGCGAACAUUGGAACAGGGUACGGCAUCGUGCUCUUCGACCGGCAGACUUGGGUGGUGGCCACCCAAGUCCCCCGGACCGGACAGAUCUGGCGCACGACGGAUGGCGGCAAGACGUGGGCACGCACCUUUGCCCAGCCCAACACCGCCUGGACGGGCUUGGCCUACAACUCGGACUGGGGCGCCCUUCUUGCCGUUGGCUACUUCUACAACGACUCCGUUAGCCACAGCGCAGGCGCGAUGGCCCUCUCGUGGGAUAUGGGCGGCCAGUGGUUGCUCUCUGGUCCGCUGGACAAGGUGCUCGACCGUGCCGUGCCUGGCACGCCCUCCUUGUAA
Acanthamoeba castellanii str. Neff is the source of this 1062-nucleotide messenger RNA. Its product is annotated as BNR/Aspbox repeat domain containing protein. Lineage: Eukaryota; Discosea; Longamoebia; Acanthamoebidae. The record is from RefSeq and is a predicted model, not a curated record. Gene Ontology annotation, molecular function: protein binding. The coding region runs from base 1 to 1062 and encodes 353 amino acids. The transcript has 3 exons.